CCGCAUCACCUCGGUGGAAGAAAAAAAGAAACUGCUGCGGCUGUUGCAGGAGCCACGCAGAGCGAAACCACAGACUCCAGUUGGAGUUCAGCUACUCACUCCCGGGUUUUUUAGGGGUGUUUUUCUGCGGGGACGUCAGUUCAGUCGAGAAAAAGGCUUGUCAGGACCCGGAUUUAUUAUGACCAAGUAGUGGGAGCGGUGGCGGCGAGGAGGCGCGAGGCGAGGAAAAAAAAAAAAAACGCGUGCAGACGGAAGAUGCACUGAGGAAUUUGUCUGAAGCAGCAAGGCGCUGAUACGCUCAGCCUCAGAGGAAACGGGAAGCCGGCGCCUGGCAGGCUCCAGCUGCAAGUGCUCUCAGCUCCAUCAUCUGGGACUCCAUGGCCGCCAUGGCUGCUGCUGCUGCUGCUUGAUUCAUUGCACUGUGCAGUUUUCCUCAUUGUUGUUCUCCAGACCUUUCCUGUGUGCUGUGGCUUCAUGGAGGGAUUUCCUGUGCACUGACCUAGCAGGCUGCCCACUGGACCAGCUGCCAUGUCAGCUUGCAGCACCUUCACCGAGCAUGUGUGGAAGCCAGGCGAGUGCAAGAACUGCUUCAAACCAAAAAGUCUGCACUGCUUGACUCAGAGCAGUGGGGGGAAACCCCCCUCUGAGCAGAGACCGCCAUCAAACCAACAACAAAAUCCACUUCCUGCUGGGACCAGAGCUAACCCCAACCUUACCGCCAACUCUCAGCGGGCAGGAGGCGGACCUGCACGUUCAGGACACAUCCGCCCUCCUGUGGCCAAGAAGCCAACCAUUGCUGUGAAGCCCACUAUGAUGCUGCCCAGCUUAUCUGCAGGACUGGAUUCAGAUGGCAACUUGCCGCAGCAAACAAAUGUAAUAGAUCAAGGUAAAAUAUUGGCUUUUACUGCCUGGAACCGCAAUGGACUGAACAGUAAAAGGCCUGGUGGGCCUAACAAUAACAAUGAAGGAGAGGAUGACGGUGAGGAAAUUGAAGGUUAUGGACAACUCAGUCCAAGGACACCCAGCGGAAAUAAUAACAGCGGACUGACGGAUGUCCUUAAAGAGAUCGCUGGGUUGGGUCCAGGUUCUAGCCCCACACUCCUUUCUGGCUCCAAAGACCUAUUUUGGGGGCGAAUCAGUAGCUCAUAUCGUAGGUCCCUAGAGAGAGGCCUUCCAGCCGCCAGCUGUCUGGCUAUAGGAAGCGGCAGCAGCGAAGGUGGCGCUCAGAAGCGGGUAUCGCUUAGUGAUUGCACCAAGAUCAUAAGCUCAGAGGGUGGACGCUUCUGCUACCCAGAGUUUUCCUGUGACGAUGAAGAUGAUGAUGAGGAGGAUGAAGAGGAAGACGAGGAGGGUGAAACUGAGAAGGAUGAUGAGGAGCAUGAGAGCUGGGAUGAAAGCGACGAAGAAUUACUAGCCAUGGAAAUCCGUAUGCGAGGCCAGCCGAGAUUUGCUAAUUUUCGUGCCGCCACCUUGUCUCCAGUGCCCUUUGCAGUGGGGAAAAAAUGGAAUACGGUGCCCCUUCGAAACCGCUCAUUACAGAGGAUCUGUGCAGUGGACUAUGAUGAUAGCUACGAUGAGAUCUUGAACGGAUACCCCUCUAAUGGAAGCCUUCUUCCCUACGGACCUCGUGAGACGCAAAGCAGUGCUUUCCUCUCAAAUUCAGAGUCUACAACCUCUCCAGAAUCAUCGUCAUCACUACAAGAAGACUCUCAAACGAUUUCCAGUAGUGGAAGCAGUGUGUUUAAAAAUGGCUUGCUUUCGCCUAUAUCUUCCAAGGCACUUGCACCGUGUACAACCCCCCCAACAAAAGAGGCUCCCAAAAGGGCUCUAAGUCCACCCAAGGUGGCUGAGACCCACAAAGCAGUGCUGGCAAUUAGAUUAGAGGACCAGGAUGGCAGGGAAGGAAUGCCAAUGCCUCAAGCACUUCCUGGACAGCCAGUUACGAUAAGUUUUAGCCCUACAGAGGAGCAGGCUAAACCAUACCGUGUAGUUAAUUUAGAAAAAUCCCUCAUUUGUAAACCUUACACUGUGGUAGAUGUCUCAGCAUCGAUGACCAGUAAAGAUGAACAGAAACAGGAUUCGUCGCCACGACCCAAAAACCUGCCAAAAUCCUCUAGUCCCACAUCAUUUUGUAGCACUCCUUUAGUCCAGCCCCUCUCGCCAGUAUCUCCUCUUUCCCCAUCUUCUCCUUUGAGGUCAGUAUCACCUUCAUCCAUCGCUCUGUCACAAAAGAAAACUGGCCAAAUACGAUACCAAGAAGUAUGGACGUCAAGCACAAGUCCUCGGCAGAAGAUACCUAGAGUGGAUCCGGGGAGUAAUUCUGGCCAGUCUGUCACUCCUCAGUUUUCCAGUCACAAGUCGGCUCCCACGUCUCCCAUCGCAGGCCUGUUGUCCUCUCGAACUGUACCCGUAAAAUCUCCAAAUUUAUCAGAGAUCAAGUUUAACAGCUUCAAUAACGCUGGCAUGCCUCCUUUUCCUAUCAUCAUCCGAGAUGAGCCAGCCUAUGCCCGUAGCUCUAAGAAUGCAGUCAAGGUACCAAUCGUUAUCAACCCUAGUGCGUAUGACAAUCUUGCGGUGUACAAGAGUUUCUUGGGUCUUCAUGGGGAGCAGUCACAAACAAAAACGGGUGGUGGUAGGGUUACUAGCCAUACCUAUGAAGAGAUAGGUUCCUCCGAGAGUGUUCAGUCCUCGUCCACAGAGAAAACUCUGUCUGGGAGAGGCACAACAGAGCAGACUUCAUUUGAGGAGACAAAAUUUACACUUGAAUCAGUGCCAAGUUUGCAAGUUAGAACCACUACAGAUUCAAGCACUGUAACGAGCACUGUAAUGAGCUCCGCAUCUGGGGCCCUUUCUCCCACUACAACAAUUUCUUCUGCUAGUCUUGCCAUUACUGCAAAUCUAGUUAAAACCAGCCCUGCUGCUAACGCUGUUACACACUCUUAUAGGAUAAGUGGAGAUGAUGAUGAUAAAGGCGUAACUUCUCCUUCUGGGACAGGUGUAAGUCACAGAGAGGAGGCCAGCGCAGUUCUGUCACAGAUUGUAGCGUCUAUCCAGCCUCCUCAGUCGCCUCCAGAGUCUCCCUCGGCACAAACCAAAACCUUCAGCUCUGAGGAGUUGUACGCCCUCCCUCCUGACGCCAUGAAGGAGACCCUUUCACGACCCAAGUCUCUGUUUUCCACCACUGACGGCUGUCUUUCCAAGCCAAAAAAGGAAAACCCCUCAAAGGUUUUGUCAAAAUCCCAGAGUGCCUCUGCUGCUGUCCCACUCGCCAGUCCCCGAUCUGAGCCCAGUGCCCCCUACCCGCCCCCGAGGUCCACAUCCUCCCCUUAUCAUGCUUCUAACAUACUUCAGAGACAUUUUGGCAACUGGACAAAGAGCUCUGCCUCCAGCUCCUCAGCGCGACCCGGUGAAGGUGAAUCGAGCCCCGGCGGGGAGGGGAGGCGGGCUUCAGCCGAGAGUUCAAAACCCAAAAGGUGGAUCUCCUUCAAGAGCUUUUUCCGGCGGCGGAAAGACGAGGAUGAUCAGAGAGACAAGGCGGAGAAAGAGAAAGAGAAAGGCAAACUGGUCGGACUGGAUGGAACUGUGAUUCACGUUCUUCCACCGCCACCUGCCCAAAACCAGCACUGGUUCUCAGAGGCCAAAACGGAAGAUCCCACCCAGAAACCUACCAUCAUCUUCACAUACAAACCAGACACUGGCAGCAGCCCCGGGGAUGGAGAUGGAGAGCUGCGCAUAGAAGAGUGCAGAGAGACUGAUCUUCUGGCAGAAGAGAGCAGGGACUCUGAACCUCUGAGCCCAGGGCAAACGGCACCGUCAGAAACCGCUGGAGGAGACGCCAGCAGCAAAGACCUCAGCCAGGUGCCGGCCAGCCAUGCCAGGGAGCGGGAGCUGCCGAGGGUCAUCCCUCUGCCUGCCAGAGUGAAUCUGGGGCUGGUGUUCGGGGACGCCCACGAGGGCCACGCCAACCAGGCCGCCCCGACUGUCACCGCCAGCGAGGGCAGCGCCAGCCUCGGAGAGCCGGAGGACGAUGGGAAUCACUCUCAUCACUCCCACUCUCCUUCGCCCAGCUGGUGCAGCGCCACCUACAGCAACCUAGGUCAAUCAAGAGCCAACAUGAUCCCACUGAAACAGCCACGGAACCUCAAGGCCUCCAACGACACGUUGUCCUCCAUGGAGCUUGACGGCUCUGCGGAGCAGCCAGCAUCUAAAGCCACACCGCCGCCUCUGCCCAAGAAGGUUGUCCCUCGCUCCAGCACUGAACCCAGCCUCGGGGUCAAAGAGCCCAGCCAGGGAGCCCUCCGACCCCGGGCAGAGGCUAAACCGGGCGGCACCAACCUGAGCGUGGCCAACCCUCUGUAUGACCUGGAAUCUACCUGGGAGACGGCUAGCCAGAGCUCCUCUCUGAGCUCCGAGCCACACCGAGCUCACGACCAGGAGAGUGGUGACUCUUUGGAGAGAUCAUCCGCCUCCGCAGCCGCAAGCAAGGGUCGCCUGACUAACAGCGUGUCCGCUCUCAGCUCCCCGCCUACCGCUUCCACACCAGUCGCUACCUCUGGCAGGGACAAGAGGGUCUUCCCAAGCACAGAGUCUCUGGGCGGACGGGGUCGGACCGCAGGCCGUGGAGCCCCUGGCGGAGGGACCUCCAAACCACACAGACCCGCUCUUUACAGGGGGCUGGACAGCUGGGAUGAGGUGGUGGGCAGGAUCCGGGGACUUCACAUGGACACCCUACGGAAGUUGGCGUCGAAAUGCGAGGACCGCUUCAUGGCCGGCCAGAAGGACCACCUUCGAUUUGGCACUGACAGCUGGUCACACUUCAGGUUGACCACCGGCAAACCGUGCUGUGAGGCAGGGGACGCUGUCUACUACACCGCCUCUUACGCCAAGGACCCACUGGUCAACUACGCCAUCAAGAUCUGUCGCAGUCAUGUGAAGGAGACGCAGCAGCAGUUUUUCCACAGUCUGGCAGUGAGACAGAGCCUCCCAGUGCACUUCAACAUCCAGCAGGACUGCGGACACUUCCUGGCUGACGUCCCCGCCCGACUGCUGCCUUGGGAAGAGGAAGAGGAGAGAGAAGAUGAAGAGAAGCAGCAGGAGGAGGAGAAGCAGAGAGACAAGAAUCAUGAAGGACAGACAGAGAUGGACACAAAACCGACAGACUCUGAAGCGUCGAAAGCUAAGUUGGAUGAGGUCCCGGCGGCGGGGAACAUGAACUCAGCGGGUCAGCUGAGGAGCCGAGUGGUGGUCAUAACGCGCGAGGUGCCCUUUCAGACGGUGGCGGACUUCGUGGGGGAGGGCGCGGCCCGGCACGCUCACAACCCCGAGCUGUACGAACGUCAGGUGUGCCUCCUGCUGCUGCAGCUCUGCUGCGGCCUGGAGCACAUGAAGCCCUACCACGUCACGCACUGCGACCUGCGGCUGGAGAACCUGCUGCUGGUCCACUGCCAGCCCGGCAACCCCUGGAACCUGGACGUGCUCGAGCCCAACAACAACAGCAGCAGCAACGGCUCGGGGGCCUCGGCCGCCGCCGCCUCCACUUGCCCCGCACGCCUCAUCAUCAGCAACUUCUCCCAAGCCAAGCAGAAGAGCAGCCUCAUGGCGGCCAACCAGGAAACGCUGCGCGACCAGUCGCGGCUAGCGCCCGAGAUCAUCACGGCCACGCAGUACCGCAAGUGUGACGAGUUCCAGACUGGGAUUCUCAUCUACGAGAUGCUGCAUAGACCCAACCCGUUCGAGGAGACGCCGGACCUGAAGGAGCGAGAGUACACCUGGGCGGACCUGCCGCCGCUGCCCGUCAGGUCGCUGUACUCCCAGGGGCUGCAGCAGCUGGCCAGGCUGCUGCUGACGGUCAACCCGUCGGAGCGGAUCCAGAUGUCCGAGGCGCGCGCCUGCCUGCAGUGCCUGCUCUGGGGGCCGCGGGAGGACCUGUUCCAGGCCCUGGGCUGCGGCAGCGGUGCCGGCCCCGUGUCGGGGGCCACCGCCAGCCAACGGGAAGCAACGCUGCAGAACUGGUUGGACCUUAAGCGGACGCUGAUGAUGAUAAAGUUCGCGGAGCGUUCACUGGACAUGGCCUGCAGCGUGAGCCUGGAGGACUGGCUGUGCUGCCAGUACCUGGCCUUCGCCACCACGGACAGCCUGGGCCGUGUGGUCCACAUCCUGCAGCAGCCGCAGCAGCAGCCCCACAACCAGAACCAAACCCAAACACAUCUGGCGCACGCCCACCGCCUGGCUCAGCCACAGCAACUCUAAACUGUUACUAUGGCAACACCUCCAACUUCUACCCCUCUAUCUCUGCUCCCUUCAGCUGAUGAAGUGUGAUGUAAGCUAACGGUGAGCGCCAGCCGAACGCGGAGCGGUUUGUUUUCCCCGUCGGACCACACGGCGAGAGAGACGGCAUCUCAUCAAGCAAACAGCACGACCUCAUGAUCAGAUCCCAUUACUGCAAUGUUCUUAAAUCAAGUUCAGUGACGAGCCGAAGCACAGGAAGUCUGCAGGAGUCAAUCUGAUCAGAAGCAGCAACAAGUUACCAAACAUGCAAGGAGAUUUUAUCCAUCAGGUUCUUUAAUGUUCUGCAAAGACGAAGUUCUUUAGAACGCUCUUAGCGCCGAGAUCAUCACGGAUUAGAUUAAUUUUAGGGUUGAAUUUAAAAAAAAAAAACAUAGAUGAUUUGAUAUGGAAAAAAUAAGAAACCAAUAUUUUUUUAAAGGAAUUUGAUCAAAAUUUUAACCCCUUAACACUUCAGGCAGGUCAAUGGGUCUAUGAGGACACUGGCGUCGUCAUGACAGUUUAGUGGUUUGAAACUCAAAACUGAUGCAGAGUAGACGAUGACUCACUGAAACCAAAGAUCAGCCACAAGCUGCUCACUACAGCAUGAAAUGACAGGGUUUAAUGGCUACAUCAGAGACAUGUGGGUUUCAGAUCUGGUUUUGGUGAAGCUUUCGAUUUUGAUUUUAGUUGAAUAUUAGAAGACAUAAAAAUAUCAUUGAAUUGUGUCUUUUAACACUCUGUGAUUAAUUAUAUUAGGAGAAUCGGCAAUGGCACACUGUGUGUGUCAGCAAUUGCUGUAAAAAAGAAUUUUAUUAAUUAAAAUGAAAACAUUUAUUACAGAGUUGACAUUAAACUAGCUUCGUCAACUUGUAUUGGUGUUUAGCAGCAUUAGUGCAGUUUGCAUUAGAAAAACAGGUAAUUCCCAGAUUUCUAAAAGGCUGUCAGCAUUUCAGAAAGGAUGAAACUGAGCAAUUCUCCUCUCAAAUGUUUAGCCUUCCUGUUAUGUGCUUGAAGUCUUGCUUUCUCUCACUCACUCGCAGCCUGAAAGAACCGUAGUCGUCUUACCACAUAACAUACGUAGCUUACUUCUCUGUUCUUCCUCCGAAUUCAGCUGUGACCAACUCAGAUUCAGUCUUUCAUUCAGUAACUUAGCUCUGUUAACAAUCUGGUUGCUCUUGGCAUGGUUUGGUCACUAAU
Messenger RNA from Poecilia latipinna (sailfin molly), 7464 nucleotides. It is a transcript of the gene peak1, whose product is annotated as pseudopodium-enriched atypical kinase 1. Lineage: Eukaryota; Metazoa; Chordata; Actinopteri; Cyprinodontiformes; Poeciliidae. Bases 529 to 6249 code for a protein of 1906 amino acids. The record is from RefSeq and is a predicted model, not a curated record. Gene Ontology annotation, molecular function: protein kinase activity; ATP binding. Gene Ontology annotation, biological process: protein phosphorylation. The transcript has 7 exons.